This is a messenger RNA of Gasterosteus aculeatus aculeatus (three-spined stickleback), 4087 nucleotides long. Its product is annotated as KIAA0586 ortholog. Lineage: Eukaryota; Metazoa; Chordata; Actinopteri; Perciformes; Gasterosteidae. Gene Ontology annotation, cellular component: centriole; ciliary basal body. The record is from RefSeq and is a predicted model, not a curated record. Gene Ontology annotation, biological process: smoothened signaling pathway.
UUGUGAUUACUAUGAACGCACCACGAAGGCUCGUUUUGUUGGUUGAAUGAAGUGGGACGCUAGUUUUAUUCACCUUGUUGUUGGUGUCUGGAUUUAGAGGCGGAGUGAGACACUCGUCGGGAGGCUUUUUAAACUCUCUGAACCGGAAGUGCGUUGUUUGUUGUCAGCAACCGUUGCUGUUUGUCGUUUGGUCGUUUUCCUUUCUCUAAUUCUUUAACGGGAUAUUUGAACGUUACUUCCCCGCCGAAACUCCAGCCUCUUUCAACCGUAAAUCUGGUUUCAACGGACCCGGAUGUUGUGGGAGCGGGAAAUCUAAAAUUGGAGCAGAUCGCGCGUGUUGAACAGACGUUAAAAGCCCCGGAUGUUUGGUCAAGCCGGUCCUCAUGAGUCCUCUGACACCGGGGACGUGUUGAUCCGGUCCACCCGGACUCCUCACCCGGUACCGCUCCGGAUGAGCGACCAGAGACUACGGAGCUCCGUUACCGAUGAACUCCGACGGAAACCGGACAUGGCUUCUCCUCCGCGGGCAGCAGGACCCUCUCAACCCGACCGAAUGAAGAGACCUGAACCACCCAAAGAGAUCAGAGAGCCCAGAAGACAGCCCCCAGCAGCCCAGUCCAGUCCAGACAGGAAGCUCUCAGGGGGGACACGGGAAGACCAGCAGCCUGGUCACGACCUUUUGACGUCCCGGUUCCACCCUGGAGGUCGGGGAGUCGGACUCGCGGCUCUGAAACAACGGUCUCACAGCGCCCCUCACAGGAGGGAGGUCAAAGUGCAGCUGUUGGACCCUGGGCCACUCAGGACCAGCUCCCAGAAUGCAGUGGGUGUGGAAGGCCGAAAGGAGGCGGGGCCUUUCUCUGGUUUCCUUGGAGAUGUCACCGAUGCUUUUAUCAAGAAGCCGCUGCUGGAGUCGUCCCUCGCGGUGGUGACGGGUCCUUCACCCGUGACCUCUGACCUCACAGCGUCAGGGACUCUGCCUCUCCAGGUCACUCAGCUGGACCCGGCAGCUGGCGUCCUCAGCCACCACCAGCAAAGCUCCCCCAUGGCCAUGGCGACCUGCACAGUUGCUAUGGGAACAACCCGUCAUGACCGAUGGACAGAGCAAACCAGAGAUGCAUCCGUCGUUUCCUCGGUUACCCUGCAACCUGCAGGAAGUCUGCAGCCUUCGACCAAUGACGGUGAGGGAUGGACAAGGAGAGCCAAUGAGACGCUGAGGGAGACGGAACGCACGAAGAAUCAACUGAAGAUGCUACUGAGACCAGAAGAUUCUCUGAAGACCACCGCAUCUGGACCAGACAGACACCCGUCCCAACAAAGCCAGUCCCAGUCCCAUCAAGGUCCUUUCCAACCACUCCGGCCCCAUCAGUGUCAGUCACGCUCCCAGCAGCAGUUCCAGGACACACUGGUCCAGAGGACACCUGUAGUUCUCUCCGUGUUGGAGGAGGCAGGUCUGGUUCUCCAUCGGGUACGGAGACAGAAGAAGGUUCUGGAGGAAAACCUGGAUGCCCUGCUGAGAGCCCAAACCGGAGAGGUUCUGCACUGCCAACUGGACGCACUGGCUGCUAACAGAGACUGGAGGGAGGAGGUACGGGUCAAGAAGACGGUGGAUGCUUGGAUCAAUACUUCAACCAGAGAUAUCCAGGAGGAGGUGUCCUCCGAGGGGCCUGCGAUGACAUCACAGCAGAGGGCCGCUGGGAGCUCCGCCCACACAGGUCGGGGGAGGCCGGCGAACGCGCUCAGAGCAACAGGAAGGGAGCGUGCGGCGGGGAGAGGAAGGCGUGGACCGAUGCUGGGGGCGGAGCCUGACCCGGCCACAGGUGAGUCGUACCUGACUCGUUUGUACGGCCGAGCUCCGUAUGAAGGUCUGAGGCGGACCCUGAAGAAGAGUCCGUACCUGCGCUUCAGCUCACCUGUCUCUCCGCUCAGCAGGAAGCCCCGCCCCCGGCUGGUGGAGAGCGUCACAGGUGUGAAAGUGAAGUCUCGUAAGACUCAGACGUCACCUGGGGGACCUCAGGACUGUGACAUCAUCAGUUCCUGCCAACUGACCUGUGGUGACCUCACAGAAAGCCCAGCUGUCAGAGGCUCCGUUGCCAUGGCGAUCCCACUGGGACAUCCCAGGACAGUCUCGUCCUCCAUGCGUCUCGCUGAGCGUCGACAGGAAGUGACAUCGCCAACUGUAGCUGCUCCUGCGCAUUGUGUGGUCGACGAGGACGCCGGAGCGCCUGAGUCACAUGGGGAGGAGCAGCCGGAGGCCCCGCCUCCUCCGGACAUCAUUGAGAAGAGUGAAGAAGAGGACGUCUUUCCUGGGACUGAAUUCUUGUCUGUGGCUGAUGUCGUACAGCAGGAGGAGCUGAGCUUGGAAGGCGAGGAGGAGGUGCAGCUGGAUGGAGGUCCGUCUCCUCCUCCGGUUCUUUAUCAGGGUCCAGUCUUUCCUCCACAGACCAGAUCCGUCCUCCAUACGACGGAUCAGGUCUCUGUGCGGGACCUCGAUCUGCAGAGAGACGUCCUUGAGAACCGGCUGGUGGAAUGGGUGGAGCAGCAGCUGAUGUCCCGCAUGAUCUCAGAGAUGUACCCACCCCCUCCUUCUGGUCCCACCCACAAGGGUCCGACUGACCAAUCAGAGUCACUGGAGCAGAGCGCCGCCUCAGACACUGUAGCGGUAGCAGGAGGUGGAGGUUUGCAGCUCUUUGUUGACUCCAACAUGUCAGUGGACUCGGCUCUGAUCCGUCAGCUGGUUAGUGAGGUUCUGACGGAGCAAGUCGCCCUGCUGCUUGGACAGAGGGAAUCACUAGACCCGGAACCAGAGCCACCAGAACCAGGUCCAGGAUCCCGUGAGGAGGAUGAACUGGUUCCACUGAUUCCUGCACCAGUACCGACACCUCGGCAUUCCAGCAGAGAGGCCACGCCCCCUCCCUCUGAACCAACCAGUAUGCUGAAUGAUGAGUCUCCUCAGCCAAUCACAGCGCAAGAGCCUGUAGUCGCACCCACCUCCAGCCUAGAGCCCGCCCCCUCUGCUGGAAGUCCUUCUGCUGUCCAUCAAGCCCCUCCCCCUCUGACCUGGGAAAACGUUGAGCUACCAUUGGAUGAAGAAAGACCAGAGGAACACCUGGAAACCCGCGCAGAUCUGCUGGUGAUGUCAGUAGCAGAAGAGGAGCCUCUUUUCUUCUCCCCUCUUCCUCCCCCCUACAUUUCCCCUCCUCCCUCCCCCUCUCCUCUUCCUCGUGGUCCUGAUCCCAGACCAGAGUCUCCUCUUCCUCGUGGUCCUGAUCCCAGACCAGAGUCUCCUCUUCCUCGUGGUCCUGAUCCCAGACCAGCAUCCUCCUCCAGCUCCUCAGAGGAGUCCUGCAGCACAGUGACUGCAGAGACAGACGCAGCACUGAAACACAUCUCAGAGGGAGAACUGCUCCUCAGUGUCCACCAGCUAGCUGCCAUGGCGGAGGACAGCGUCUUCAGUUUCUCCAGUUCUCUUCAGGAGAUACAGGAAAUGGACUUUGACCCCAUAAGUGAAGGACAGGUCAGAGGUCAUGACUGGCAGAAGUCGAAAAAGGGCGCCAGGAGGAGGGAUCGGGGGGAGGAGGUGAGGCAGAGCGGGACUGAACAGGACAGCACCUGUUCACCUGGACAGAUCCGUAUGUGUGCAGUUUCGUUUGAAGCAACCAAUCAGAGCUCAGCUGCCGUGGGUGACCUGAUGGCAGAGACAAUCGGGACUCUGACCUCUGACCUCCAGACCGACGGGUCCUCGUCUCCUUCUCCUCACCUGGACGACACACUUAUUACAGCGCAGCAGAGAGGAGUCGUGAGGGAGGAGGAGGAGGAGGAGGAGGAAGAGGAGGUCAGUGUAGCAGCAGAAACAAACUCCUCCACUGAUGUUUUCUAGAAAACCUUCUUCGGCCUCAUCGUCUGGCUGAUGAUCUCACAUUGACUCUCGGUGACCUCUGACCUCAGUUCAGCUGAAUUCCUUCUUUUAUAAAGUUUCAUUUUUCAGCGGGUUGUGAUGCGUUUGUGGUCUGAUUUCUUUAAUCUGUGAAAAUUAAACCAUGCGUUUUAUUUCAUGAAAUAAUAUUCUCAUUAAAAACUCAAAUCAUAA